Frankliniella occidentalis (western flower thrips) is the source of this 4243-nucleotide messenger RNA. RefSeq lists its product as uncharacterized. Lineage: Eukaryota; Metazoa; Arthropoda; Insecta; Thysanoptera; Thripidae. Bases 199 to 4197 code for a protein of 1332 amino acids. The transcript has 4 exons. Gene Ontology annotation, molecular function: protein binding. The record is from RefSeq and is a predicted model, not a curated record.
AAGGUGGGCGGCCGCCGCCGCAGGUCAGGACGCCGACGGACAGGCAGUUUAGGUCGCAGCUCGAGCAGCGUCCCGUCGUCACCAGGAUGUGCGCCCCGCACGAGAACUACUACAAGAGAAGGAAGAAAGUGAUACAAUUCGCCGACACCAACGUCACUGGCGCAACAACCAUUCAACCACAGUCCUUCUGCUCCAACGAUGGCCGUGCAAGAAGACGCUGCUAGAGCAUGGUGGAGGUCGCACCGCGCGGCCCGCGUGCGGAACCUCGUCAACGUGACCGACAAACUGCGGUCCGGCCGCGGACAGCCGAGUGCCGAGGCCCUGAGCGACGCGCUGCUGGAGGCGAUGCGGGACGGCAACAAGGGGCAGCUGGAGUACAUAAUCGGCAGGGUGGUGGACGGCCGUCUGAGGGAGGACAGUCUGGCCGCCGCGUGGCGCAGGGCGCGCGUGCAGAGGCUGCCCCUGAGCGAGGACAUGCAGCAGUGUGCAGUCGACUCCAUGGUAGCGCUGCGCUACGGGUCGACCACCGAGUGGCUGAGCGGCGCGCUGCUGGAGGCGCUGCAGGACAACAGCGUGGAGGGCGUGGAGGCCGUACUCCGCACAGUGACGAACGCCCGACUACAGAAGGACAGUCUGGAGGCGGCGUGGCGCCAGGCCCAGGACCAGGGCGUGUUCGUAAGCAACAAAAUGAAAAAACUUCUAAAGAAUCUUCUAAACGGCUACUCGGAGCUCCUGAGCAGGGAGCAGACCCUGGGGUGGGACGCGCUGUGGGGCCUGGUGGACCGGCUGCUGGACGAGUACCUGCCGCGCCUGCUCGAACUACUCGGGCGCGACGGCGAGGAGGAGGACGAGGUCGUGGAGUUGGCCACGCUCUCGGCCCUGGCCAUCCGCGAGCUGAAGGGGCACUUCUAUCGGUCCUACGGCGAGGUGCCCUGGGAGGAGGUCGAGUACCUCCUGGCGAUGUUCGUCGAGGCGCGGACCGUCUACACGACCCUGACAUUCCUUGUGACCCAGGCGGACAAAAUGAGAGUGCACCUAGAGUUUUUCAUGGAGAAGGUAAGGGUUAUGAAAACCACGUACAAAAUCCGCCCAGACAGAGAGGCAGCUGUGAAGGAAAUGAAAAGAGCCCAUGGAGAGAGAGCCGCAGUAACAGCCAAGGCAGCUGUCGACCAGCGACUGAAGACCAUCCUCGAGGACUUCACGCUGCUACGAGACUGGUACUCACUUGACGAGGUCGUGAAGGCCCUCGAGGCCGCCAUCGAAGCCUUGCGACUACCAUCGCAGAUCUGGGAGGAGUGGGGGUGGCUGGCUUUGCGAAGAGGUCUUUUCGUAGCCGGGGAGAAGAUGAAGAACUCGUGGACGUCGCCCAACUUGUCCAGUCGCUACGUCAAGCUCCUGGAGCUGACGGCCCCGGAAGGAAUCCUCAAGUUGUUGUGCAGUUGGAUUCGUGACGUUCAGGAGCACAGUGCGGCGGGAACCAACGCGGAGGCACUGACCAUGUCUGACCUGGAUUCUGAGCAGAGGAGGAAGUGGUUAGAGGAGGAACUGGGAAGAGUGCUGCACACGGUCUCAGCCAUGCUCACCGAAGCUGAAACUGAAUUACUGCGAAAGGGGAUGAAUCUGGAUAACGUUCCACAAACCGACAGAGUGGCAAACUCACUACGAAACAAGAGUGUGACGUCUGACGCAACUCUGAUCUACGAAGAAGUGAUAAAAAUACUAAAAGCUGCCAACCAAGGAAAACGCGACGAGAAACUACACAAAUUAAUUAGUGAACUGGGGGACUUGCAACCACGGGAAAACGUGAUUAUUGCCAUUCAAUGUAAUUAUAAUAAAAGCCCCCACCUAAGUCCACUCACGGCAUUGACCGCGAAGGUGUAUUCGGCUGUGCUUCUACACUGCCCGCAAGAUGUUCCCCGAAUCCGCCAACUUCUGGAUUGGAAAAGUGUCGAAGGCCUGAGUAACUUCCAAGCCAAACUGAAUGAGUCAAGUUGUAUUGGUGGUGGCUCUGGUGAGGCAUCUCGCCACGCCAUUGAGCGCGCCCUCUCCGCCCUGGAGGCCAUUGAACGAGACUCCAACCAUGUGAGACCGGUAAGGCAUUACGCCGUAGAGGGCGGGCUGCAGGCGCUGGCCUCCCGCUGGUACAAGGACGACCAAGCUCCGCCACUGCUGGUCGCGCACGAGCCCGCCUUGUUCGGCCGCCAGUUGAGGAACCACCUGAACCACAAGGACCUGGCCAUGACGGUCUUCUUUCCCACGGUUGAAGAAUGUCGCAGUCUCUGGGGACUUCUUCUUUCUAGCCGCAGCCUAGUCGCUGACCGCCGUGGCGUGGCACACAGAGUACAGGAGCCGGCAGCCGCCGCAGCUGUAAACGCUGAAGUGUUGCGGCUGGCCAGGCUCAAGGACGAGAUGUUCCGCGGCGCGCGCAGGGGAGGCCUGGCCGAGGUGCAGCGCGCCGCGGGGCUCGGCGUGGACCUCUCCAGCAGGGACUGCCGGGGCCGCACGCUGCUGCACGCCGCUGCCGAGGCCGGCCAGGCCCGCCUGGUGGACUGGCUGCUAAAGACCGAAGCCCUGGACCCGCUCGCCCAGGACCGGGAGGGGCGGAGCGCGCUGCACUGCGCUGCGACCGCGGAGGUGUCCCAGCUGCUGCUCGAUGAAGGCCGAGUGACGCCUAGUAUUUACGGGUUCUCUCCACUUCACACCGCGGCGCUCGCGGGCCGGGCCGACGUGAUCCUGGCGCUCAUUCCUGACUACGACCUCAACGAUAAGAACUCCAACCUUACACCCCUGCACCUUGCUGCACGCGGCGGCCACGAGGCCGCGGUGCACGUGCUGCUGCAGGCGGGCGCGCGGUACGAGUCUGUCGGGGACCAGGCCACCCCGCUCACCGCAGCAGCCCAGGUCGGCAGCACUCCCGUGGUGAGCCUCCUCCGGGACCUGCCCGUGCUUCAGCAGCCCUCAGAUGAAGACUUCUGGUUAGCUGCUGGCUUGGCCGGGCUGCUCCGACACGCGGACGUGUUCUCCACCCUCACAGCUGAGCUAAAGCGGCGCGGCGCGCAGCUAGACUGCGAGGCGGCGCAGUUGUGCGUAUCCAGAGUGGCUGUGGGGGGCAGCACCGAGGUCGCCAAACACCUGCUGGAGUACUGGCCGGAUGCUGUGCGGCUGGAGUUCGACACCUACUACCAGAGGACUGCCCUUACCCUCGCCGCAGAACACCGUUACGCUGCCCUGGUGCGCUCCCUGCUGAGGGUCGGGGCUGACCCGCUGCAGCGCGACAAGGACUCUGGCACCGCGCUGCACGCCGCGGCUGCUGGUGGCUCCGUGGAAGUGAUCGACGCCCUGUGGGACCAGACGCAGGCGGAGCAGGACGCAGGGAGGAGAGCGGCGCUGCUGCGGCUGUGGGAGGGCCGGGAAGAGAAGGCCCCACCGCUGUGCCACGCGGCGGGAGGAGGCCACCUGGAGGCCGUGCAGCGGCUGGUGGAGCUGGGCGCGGACAAGGACGUAACGCCUCCAGAUAAACCUGAUGAGACGCCUCUCUGCUCGGCCGCAGCAGCUGGCCGCGCGGAGGUAGUGCGGUGGCUGCAGCGGCGGAGUGCCCGUGAGGGUGCAGCACUGCAUAUGGCUGCGGGUAUGGGGCACCUGGCCGUGGUGAAGCUCCUCGUGCCGGCCAGCCAGCUCCCGAAGCAGCAGCAGCGCGAGCGCCUGGACCGGCUGCAGCUGGUGGAUUCAGGUGGGAACGCACCCCUAGUCAGUGCUGUGGCGUCGGGCUCGCUGGGGGUGGUGAAGUACCUCUUGGUGCGGGAGCUGCAGCUGCUGGAGGCACACUACAGCAGGACAGUGAAGGACAGGCGGUGUGUGACGCCGCGCAAGGUCACCGUAUACUCGCUUUACCGCGAGGGGCUCUCAGCUUUGCAGUGGUCUGUCUGUAGUGACGCCCCCUCCAGUGUGUUCCGCGAGCUGCUCCGGUACAUGGAGGACCCGCGGCUGAUGGAGCUGGGCGGCACGGAGGUACUGGCGGUGCGCGACAUGGUGCGGGCGGCGCUGGACCUGGUGGAGCCCGUCAGUCUCGAGUGGACCUCACGGUACGGCCGGGGGAAUCACGUCGAGGAGAUGAAGAAGGUGCUCAACGAGUCCCUCCGGCGGCUGCAGGACUCGGCUGCUGCGCAACGCCUCUGCACCGCGGGUCAGCCUGAGUGAGCCGCACCGACUGCAGCUGUUGAUGACAAAGUUAUUAGAAAAUAAU